Molecule: messenger RNA, 3201 nt
Organism: Eutrema salsugineum
Lineage: Eukaryota; Viridiplantae; Streptophyta; Magnoliopsida; Brassicales; Brassicaceae
Product: inactive disease resistance protein RPS4
Exons: 4
Coding region: 16-3201 (1061 amino acids)
Biological process (GO): defense response
Molecular function (GO): ADP binding
Source: RefSeq, a predicted model, not a curated record
GUUGGAAUUGUUGGGAUGCCAGGAAUAGGUAAAACUACUCUGGCCAAGGAAUUGUUAAAAGAUUGGGGAUCCGAGUUCUUGCAUGUGAUGGUUCUAGAAGAUGUCCGCGAGAAGUCAAAGUCUCUUGGAGUCCGCAGGUUGCAGGAGGACCUUUUAUAUGGUUUAAUGAGGAGCAAAUACGAUGGAAUGGAACAAAGAGAUACUGAGUUUCCACAUGAAUCUUUAAAAGCUGAGCUAAGCAAAAGCAAAGUGUUAAUUGUUCUUGAUGAUGUGAGUGAAAAGAUUCAGAUAGAUGUGAUUCUUGGUGGACGCAAAUGGUUAAGAGAAGGAAGCAGAGUUGUCAUCACAACGAGCAGCAUGUCCGUGGUCAAAGAAAUGGUAGACGAAGUUUAUCUAGUCCCGGGGCUGAGUGAUGAGGAUGGGUUUAAAUACUUUGAAAAACACGCCUUCUCUGGUCCUUGUGAGCCAAGUUUCAAGAAGCUUGCAAAAGAGUUUGUGGAUUACUCUAGGGGACAUCCAUUAGCUCUCAAAGAACUUGGUGAUGAGCUUCUAAGGAAGGACAAGGCGUACUGGGAAUCAAAGCUUGGUGCGCUUGCGAAAAGCCCGAUCAACAACAGAAUUCAAAAUGUAUUGAGAAUUCCUUAUGACGAUCUUAGCAAAGACCAUAAGGAAUUGUUCCUCGAUGUGGCAUGUUUCUUCAGGCAUGAAGAUGAGUAUCAUGUGAGGAGUUUACUGGAUUCAUCAGUUCAAGAGGAUGUGAGUAUAAUAAGACAUCUUGCGGAUAAUUUCCUGAUACACAUUUGUGGUGGUCGAAUAGAGGUAAAUGAUCUGAUGUACACAUUAGCAAUGGGACUAGGAUCACAUUCAUCCUCUGAAAAUACAACUAGUGGGCGUAGGUUGUUCAACCAUGGCGAUAUCAUUGCUAUUCUCCGAAACAAAGAGGAAGGGACCAAGAUCAGAGGAAUUUUCCUUGACAUGUCUGAGGUACCAAAGAAAAUGAGUUUAGACAGUGAUGCAUUAAAAGAAAUGAGUGAUCUCAGAUACUUGAAAUUCUUCGACUCAAGCUGUCCUAGAGACAGUGAAGCUAAAUGCAACUUGAACUUCCCCAAUGGACUUGAGUUCACAUUGCAAGAGAUUCGAUAUCUCCACUGGCUGAAGUUUCCACUGAGGAAGUUUCCACAAGAUUUUAACCCCAAGAAUCUUAUAGACCUCAAGCUGCCUUACAGCCAGAUUGAGCAAGUUUGGGAUGGCAAGAAGGACAUAUCAAACUUGAAGUGGCUGGAUCUGAAUCACUCAAGUGAGCUGCACACGUUGGUUGGUUUAUCGCAGGCUCAAAAACUUCAAAGUAUAAACCUUGAAGGUUGCACAAAAUUGAAGACAGUUCAUGAAGAGCUACGAAAGAUGAAAAGUCUCAUAUUCUUGAACCUCAGAGGAUGCAUGAGCCUCAAGUAUCUUCCACAAAUGAAGUUGAUCUCUCUGAAAACACUCAUCCUUAGCGGCUGCACAAAUCUUGAAGAGUUCAAUUUGACUCCACAGAAUCUGGAAGAGUUGUACUUAGAUGGCACCGCGAUAAAAAGGCUUCCUUCAACGAUUGGGAAUCUCCAAAGACUAGUCUUGUUAACAUUGAAAGACUGCAAAAGAUUGACAACUCUCCCGGAUUCUAUAGAAAACCUAAAAGCUCUUCAAAAACUAGUUCUUUCAGGCUGCAAGAGCUUUGCCAUCUUUCCAGAGGUUAAAGAAGACAUGAAGAAUUUGAAGACUUUACUACUCGACGGGACAGCCAUAAAAGAGAUGCCUAGCUUGUUGCUACGCUUCAGUGUCAAUCAAGGCGAAAAUUCAUCUUGGUCAGACAGAAAUUUUCGUGAUUGGCCGCAUGCAAUCUACACAUUAUCAUCAGUUCAACGUUUAUGUUUGAGCAGGAACAGUAUCAGAAGAUUGCCGAACAACAUCAGUGAUCUCUACAAUCUCAAAUGGCUUGACCUGAAGUUCUGCGAGCAGCUCAUGUCUCUUCCAAUGCUUCCACCAAAUCUUCAGUGGUUAGACGCACACGGCUGUAUCUCACUUAAAAAUAUUGAGAGCCCAUUGGCUCUUAUCUUGGCAGAAACAGAACAUUCACACUCCACGUUUACUUUCACUAAUUGUACCAAUCUUGAUCAUGUUACCAAGAAUGGCAUCAUAUCUUAUGUUCGGAGGAAGAUUCAGUUCAUGUCAGAUGCACUAGCUCACCAAGAAAAGGGUUCGAAACUCGAUGUGUUGAUAGGAGUCUGCUAUCCUGGUUGGCAAGUACCUGUAUGGUUCAACCAUCGAACGGUUGGGUCAGAGUUGAAGCAAAAGCUACCUCGACAUUGGGACGCAGAUGGGCUUACCGGUAUAGCUCAUUGUGCUGUAGUCUCGUUUAAGGACUACAGAGCUCAGAACAACCGCCUCUUAGUUAGAUGUACCAGUGAGUUCAAAGAAGAAGAAGAAGAAAAGACUUUAAACCAGUUUAGUUGCAUUCUUGGUGGGUGGACUGAACAUGGCAGUGAUAGACCCCGAGACAUCAUCAAAUCUUUUGGUCAUGUCUUUAUCGGAUACACCAGUUUGUUAGACAUCAAGAAACGAGACAGUGGAGCGGGAAGUGUUGCCACUGAGGCUUCUUUCAGAUUCGAAGUAACUGACGGGACAAAACAGAUCACAAACUGCGAGGUUCUCAAGUGUGGCUUUACUCUGAUUUAUGCACCCACUAAACCUGUUCAUAGCGAGAUAAUAACGUCUGGUUCAAUGACCAACUGUGGAGGAAACACCAUGCGUAAAGAAAGUCAUUGCCAAAUCCAAAGUGGAGCAACAUCUGUUACCUUGGUGGCUCUAGAGACGGGCAGCGAGACCAUUGAGGAAGUACAGCGUUAUGGUCCUCUGGAAGUUAGCUUUGAUGCUACUCCAACGAUAUGUGACGACAAUAUCAGUGGUAGAUCCAUGAUGUCACCAGGGAGCUCAGAAGUAGGUGAAGUUGUUGAUGGAGAAUCUCCAAAAACAGAGGAGACCUAUGAAGGAGGUGAAACAAGCACUUGUGUAUCUCAAGAAGAUACAGAUGAUCAGAGUCUAGCUAAUGGAGUAAAAAACUUAUGUGAGAUGUUGGAGCAACCUAUACGGCUUAUGUUUAUUGUGAUCUCCAUUUAUGCGGGUGCUGCUCUUGUGCUGCGAAAGGAGAAGAGAAAGAGAUGA